AUGAAUAAAGUAAAACAGUUGGUUGAAGAACUACAAUCGGAAAAAGACGAAGGGAGAAUCAUCACAAAACUUCUAGAAAUAUAUCAGGUCUAUUCUCACAAACAAAAUAAAAAUUAUGAAGCAUUAAACAUUUAUUUGUUAAAUUCUAUUUUACCGCCUCUCCUAUGCAACUGUAUGAAGCAAAAUUUUUCCCAGUUCAAUGAUAAUUGGACCGCUUCUUAUCAAUUGAGCUGUUUUAUAUUAGAAAUUAUCACCUUCAGUUAUCAAACUACUAAUAUCACGAUUCUAAAUGAUCUACAAAAUAAUAUCAUUGAAUCUCAUUUAAUCUUGUUAAAACGAUUACAAAAAUAUUAUCUCAUGUCAUCUUCUGACUCUUUAAUAAAAAUGGAGACACCUAGAGAAGAAUGUCUAGAUUUAAUCCAGUCUUUAUUGACAAAUCUCCAAAAAUUGAUCAGACAUUUUCAAACAAUACCACAUUUACUAUUUAAAUCCCCAUGGUUUUUGCAAUUAUUUAUUUCAGAUAAUCAAGAAUUUUUCAUCUUAUUAGUUGAAUUAUUUACAACAUGCAUUGAUUUGUCACCUGAGUCAUUUCGACAAUUAAAACACAGUUUACGAAUUGAUAUUUUAGAUGAAAUAAUUUAUCAUCUAUCGAUUGUUGAUAUCUCCAAAGGUGUAGAAUCAAUAUUAAGAUGCCUUUUCGUGUUGUUGUCUAGCAUACCAGAAUUGUGUACAACAAUACAAAAGCGCUAUCGUGGAAUUCAGUUGUUACUAAUGAAAUGGGUUGAUCAGUUCACAAGUGAAUCAACUGAAAAUAAACAUGAAAACUGUCAUAAGAAUGAUACUUGUAGAAAAUUAUUAGAUCAAAUUAUCAAGUUGAUCAAUGAAUAUAAGUUACCAGUCAGAGAAAAUGAAACUGUUCAUGGAAAGGAACAGUUUGGAAAGGUUAAAAUGAAUUUGGAUCAAGCAGUGAUCACCAUUCAGUCGUUUUGGAGAGGAUACUCAGACAGGAAAAAAUUGAAACAUGUGAAUAAAAAUAUUGGACGCUUCCAAAAAAACUUCAGAGAACGUCAGCUGAAGAAAACUAACGACCUACAAAGAGUAAAACUAGAGAAAGAACUCCAACAUACAAUUAAUAUGAGUCGUCAUAAACGGUACAGAGAGAAAUUAGAAUCAGAAAUGAAACUAUGGUCAAGUUUACCUCCACAACUGGUUGAAGUAGCUUGGAACAAGCAACGUGAAGAAGCUGCUAUCUCAAUUCAACGACAUUAUCGUGGAUAUUCUACACGUAAAAGCAUCAAAAGUCAACAUGACUACUUAAAACGUGAUAAAGCUGCACGAAUAAUUCAAUCAUACUUUCGUAGGCAUCUCUCACGUUUAGAAUGUCUAUCAACAAGAAAAUAUAUUUUCCCUUUACAUUCAUUAGACAAUAACAUCAUGAAGAAAGAAUCGAAAUUGAUAGACAGCAAGUUCUUAGAGAUCAUCAAAGAUGAAGAAGUUCAUAAAGAAACGCAAAUCAAACUUGAAAAAUACCUUCAUAGUCGUAGGAUUAGUAAUAUCAAGAAUCAAGCCAGGCAAGUAACAUUCACAAGAAUGAAGAUUGACUCUGAUUUAUUAUUGAAUGAAGUGAUCGAAGAAGAUAAACGGAUAGAACAAAAUAAAACAAUAACUCCAAGACAAUUAUGA
This is a messenger RNA of Heterobilharzia americana, 1683 nucleotides long. The record is from the annotation of a GenBank genome assembly. Lineage: Eukaryota; Metazoa; Platyhelminthes; Trematoda; Strigeidida; Schistosomatidae.